This is a messenger RNA of Cuscuta epithymum, 1423 nucleotides long. The record is from the annotation of a GenBank genome assembly. Lineage: Eukaryota; Viridiplantae; Streptophyta; Magnoliopsida; Solanales; Convolvulaceae.
CGGAGUAUUUCUUUAACAAUUCAUCCAUGGAGAAGAAGCAACAAGACUCAUUAUUCACAAAACUACAUGUAUUAUCAAUUAUCCUUGUCAUAGUAACACUCUUUGAAUUCGGACAUGGUGAAAAUAAAAGAGAUCAAGUCCGGAUGCUAAUGUCAUUGCAGCAUGCUAAAAUGUAUCCUCAACACUUCUUUGAGAAUUCUAAGCCAUGGGCAGAGGCAAAUUUUACAGAUGUAGACGAAGGCGAUGAAGAUAUGGAAUCCUUUUCAGAAGUGGAGAGAAGAACAAAAGAAGAAGAUCUGAUUCUGGGCGGCCUUCCCGGGCAGCCUCCAUCAAGUUUCAAGCAAUAUGGAGGCUAUGUGAAUGUGGACAAAAGGAAUGGCAGAAGCCUUUUCUAUUACUUUGUUGAAUCUGUUGACAGUCCUGACACCAAGCCUCUUAUUCUCUGGCUUAAUGGAGGUCCUGGUUGUUCAUCACUUGGGAUGGGUGCCUUUGUAGAGCUUGGACCUUUUGGCGUCAACCCUGAUGGAAAAACCCUCUACCCUAGAAGAUAUGCGUGGAAUAAAGUUGCAAAUGUGUCAUUUCUGGAGUCACCUGCGGGGGUUGGUUUCUCUUAUUCCAAUACGUCCGCCGAUUAUGGAAAGUCGGGAGACAAGAAAACUGCGCAAGAUUCCUACAAGUUCAUAGUAAAUUGGUUCAAGAGAUACCCACAAUACAAGGCCAGAAGUUUAUAUAUCGCUGGAGAAAGCUAUGCAGGAUUCUACAUCCCAGAGCUUGCCGACCUAAUUGUCAAUAGGAAUAACUUGCGCAAGACCACCUUAACGAUCCAACUGAAGGGUAUUAUGUGGCGACCAAGAUGCGGUGGUUUCAGUGACUGCAACCCGGUAUUCCCUCAAAGCUAUGAACUUGACAGUGAUAAAGCCUUGGCAUCCAUGGCAGGACGGCACCAAAGAAGUAGGCCUCAAAUCAAAUUAAACCCCUCUUUAAUUGAUGCUUCCUAUCACAAAACCAAUGAUUUAGCUUAAAUUCAGCUUGAUGGGUUGAUGCUAAUUUUCCAGGUUGGUGGAUAUAAGGUGGUUUAUGAUGGUUUAACAUUCGCCACAGUUAGAGGAGCUGGGCAUCAAGUUCCACAGUUUCAACCGCGUAGAGCUUUUGCCUUGCUUCAGAUGUUCCUGGCCAACAAUCACCACUAAGUUCAUAUCUUCUUUCAACCGAGACGGAUCUUGUUCAUUAUUCAUGUCGAUGGCGACAAGCAACGAAUCUGGACUAGCAUCUUGGCCAGAUUACUUUCAGCAUAAUUAGUUUCUUCUCCUAGUUUCUUCUCCUUUUGUCAAAUAGUUGUACUGAUCAUGUAUGUAGUUCAUGUAUAUCCUAAUAUCCUUGAAAAUAAUAACACGAUCAGAGGAAAAAUGAUAGUUAUCAAUUA